GUCCGUCGCGAAAAGCGAUCGAAAAGUGAAACUAGCGCAGUUUUCCCUCAUUUUAGUGCUCGUAUUUUCUUGAAAAACAUCAAAAUGAGUCCUCCAACAACGCAAUACGGUAUUCAAAGUACCGCUGGUGCAAUUCCAGUUAAAAACACUAAAGGUGAAAUUUCUAUGCAGAAAGUAAAGGUGCACCGAUACGUAUCCGGUAAGCGUCCAGAGUAUGCACAGUAUGCAAGCAGUGAUGAAGAAUCGGAAGAUGAUGAUUUCAUGGAGAACCGCCGGGCCAACGAAGAACAGCAGCAACGGGAGGAGUCCGAUGACAACGAACUUCCGGAGGAUGUAGACGAUCCGCGUAUUCGCCGUUUGCAGGCAGUUCGCGUAGAGAAUCAAGAAGAUCUGGAAUACGAGCGCCGUGAACGCCAUCGCGUUAUACAUGAACCGGAACUCGUCGAGUCCGAAAGCGAAGGCGAGAGCCGUAGGAGCGACGAUGGGCGUAGGAUGGAUAGCGAUGGGGAUCUGGGCGCAGAUAGCGCCAACGUCACCUCCCGGCGGAGACGCAUUUCGUUGGGCUCCGAGUCGGAAUCCGAGGCCGAGCUCAGUGAUACGGAGAUUGAACGCAGACGUAAUAUGCUCAAGGCGAAGAUGCUUCAACAGAAGCAGCGCGAAGAGGAGGAACUGCUGCAGAAACAGGAAGAAGAAGGACUGUCGGACUCGGAGGAAUCGGAAAGCUCGGAGUACGAGGAGGAAACUGAAAGCGAUGAGGAGAACGAACCCCGCCUGAAGCCACUAUUUGUUCGAAAGAAGGACCGCACCACUAUCAUCGAAAAAGAACGCGAAGCAAACCGACAGAAACAGCUAGAGUAUGAGUCCAAAAAGAUGGCCAAGGAGCGUCGAAAGCAGACGCUUCGUUUGGUGGAGGACAGUAUCAAGAAGGAUCUCGAGAAGACCAAGGUUGAAAACGAACCGUCGCUCAACGACGUCAACACGGACGACGAGAACGAUGAGGUGGAAUACGAAGCAUGGAAGUUACGAGAAUUGAAACGCAUCAAACGCGAUCGUGAGGAAAAGGAACAAUUGGAAAAAGAGAAACAAGAAAUCGAACGCCUGCGAAAUCUUACGGAAGAAGAACGGCGUCAGGAGCUGCGCAACAAUCCGAAGCUUGUAACCAACAAAAACGUGAAGGGCAAGUACAAGUUCCUGCAGAAGUACUACCAUCGUGGUGCGUUCUACCUAGACCAGGAGGACUCCGUCUACAAGCAGGACUUCUCGGCACCGACGCUCGAGGACCACUUCGACAAGACGAUCCUGCCGAAGGUGAUGCAGGUGAAAAACUUUGGUCGAUGCGGACGCACCAAGUACACGCAUCUGGUCGAUCAGGACACGACCAAGUUCGACUCACCGUGGGUAGCCGACACGCCGAACAGUACCAUGUUCCUCACGGAACGGGCCGGCGGCAUGAAACAAGUGUUCGACAAACCUUCGCUCUAUCGCAAGAAGCGCGAUGUGUAGUUUUAUUAAAAGUUUGUUCUGGGAGUACAACAAUUCUUCUUUGUUCUAGGAUUAAAAUUCUGCGAUUAACAUAUUUAGUUAUAAGAAAUAAAUGAUAAACAGAGGGGAACGCGAAUAAAACAGAGUAAGAAAUAGAAAUUCACAAACGUUGUACUCACUACGCGUUGUUUGCUAGUAUGACGAACUGCAUAUUCGGGAAGUGGGUUUUGAACAAGUGUAUCAUGCUUUGUAGUCCAUUGGUAAAGAUGUCCUGUAAAUGGAAAUAGUCAAGUCGUCAAAAUGAAGCCACAACCAUUGCUUUAUAUUUGGGUAUUCGAAACAUACCUGAAAUGAGCUAUCUAUUACGAAAAGUUUGCAGCCGUCAACGUACAAGAAGCUUAUAAAUAUCAGGAGGAAAGCUAGCUGCCGCUGGUCCUCGUCGACUGUGUCUAGCUCAAUCCCAUUACUGUCCAGGAUGGUAAAGUUGACUGCGGUAAUUUUGCUGAAUUCAAAUGAUGUUGUCUGUCGAAGAAAUGAUUAAAGGACAAGAUUAAAAAACUUUUCAUACUUCUAUGGA
Anopheles coustani is the source of this 2059-nucleotide messenger RNA. RefSeq names its product microfibrillar-associated protein 1 (gene Mfap1). NCBI's taxonomy places the organism in Eukaryota, Metazoa, Arthropoda, Insecta, Diptera, Culicidae. The transcript is spliced from 4 exons. The record is from RefSeq and is a predicted model, not a curated record. Gene Ontology annotation, molecular function: RNA binding. The coding region runs from base 85 to 1503 and encodes 472 amino acids. Gene Ontology annotation, cellular component: U2-type spliceosomal complex. Gene Ontology annotation, biological process: mRNA splicing, via spliceosome.